This is a messenger RNA of Rasamsonia emersonii CBS 393.64, 375 nucleotides long. RefSeq lists its product as uncharacterized. The record is from RefSeq and is a predicted model, not a curated record. The transcript is spliced from 3 exons. Lineage: Eukaryota; Fungi; Ascomycota; Eurotiomycetes; Eurotiales; Trichocomaceae. Bases 1 to 375 code for a protein of 124 amino acids.
AUGCGCUUCUUCCAGUCUCUCGCCGCCGUUGCCGCUUUCUGCUCCUCCGCCCUCGCCCUGACCGUCACCUCGCCCACCGCAGGCGACAUCUGGGACUUUUCUACGCCCAAGGACAUUCGGUUCCAGGCCAAUCCCAACGACCCGCCGGUCGUCAGCAUCAUCCUGAUCCAGCCCCGGAGCAACUGGCAGACCAAGCUCGCCGACAACGUCAACGUGACUGAGGGCCACUACACCACCCAGCCCAACCCGUCUGUUCCUAACGGCAAAGGUUACGUGAUCGAACUCACUGACGGGAACGGCGAAGUCGCCCACUCUGCCCCCUUCACCGUCCAGAAGGGCUUAAAUAAAUACCUCCACUGCGGCUACUUAGAGUGA